This is a messenger RNA of Ictidomys tridecemlineatus (thirteen-lined ground squirrel), 3091 nucleotides long. RefSeq names its product coiled-coil domain containing 62 (gene Ccdc62). NCBI's taxonomy places the organism in Eukaryota, Metazoa, Chordata, Mammalia, Rodentia, Sciuridae. The record is from RefSeq and is a predicted model, not a curated record.
AGACCUCGGGCCGCAGUUGAGGCUGCUGCUAAAGCGGGGCGCUGGGUCGGUUCCCUGAACCUAGUAACACAUGUCACUCAGCCCAGACUUAGAGACGUCGCCAGCACCCGGGGCUUCGCACAUGCUUGGCAACCCCUCUACCACUGAGCACCAUUCUCAGCUCUUUUUAUUUUGAGGCACGCUUUUGCUAAGUUGCUGAGGCUGGCCUCGAGUUUGGGAACCUCCUGCCCCAGCCUUGAGUAGCUGGGAUUACAAACGUGCGCCUCUGCGCCCGUUUGAGGACUUCAUUUUUUAACCAUGACAGUAGACCUGUGUUUCUGUUGCCUAGCUUGAUAUCACAAAUAUCAGUAGCCUGGCUCCGUUUUAACCGAGAGUCUUGAAAAUGAACUUGGCCAAGGGUUUGCACCUUACCAGUAUAUAAGAACAUUGGAUCAGAAGUUGAGCAUUACACUAUUGAGAAACAACGGAAGGAGCUACAGGUGCUCAUUGGAGAAUUGAAAGAUCGAGAUAAAGAACUCAAUGAUAUGGUUGCUGUGCAUCAACGACAACUUCUUUCAUGGGAAGAGGAUCGGCAGAAAGUUUUGACUUUGGAGGAGCGUUGCAGCAAAUUAGAAGGUGAACUACAUAAAAGAACUGAAAUAAUUAAGUCACUCACGAAGAAGGUAAAAGUCCUUGAGUCCAAUCAAACUGAAUGUCAAACAGUCCUUCAGAAGACUCAACUACAGCUUCAGGAGAUGGCUCAAAAGGCAACACAUUCUUCCCUCCUCUCUGAAGACCUUGAGGCUAGAAACGAAAAUCUCAGCAACACAUUAGUGGAACUUUCUGCUCAGGUAGGACAAUUACAAGCUAGAGAACAGGCUCUCACUACAAUGAUAAAACUUAAGGACAAAGAUAUUAUUGAGGCAGUCAAUCACAUUGCAGAUUGUUCGGGUAAAUUUAAAAUGUUAGAGCAUGCUUUACGUGAUGCUAAGAUGGUGGAGAAUUGUAUUGUGAAAGAAAAGCAAGAUUAUAAGCAGAAAUUGAAGACACUUAAGAUCGAAGUCAAUAAAUUAAAAGAGGACCUAACAGAAAAGACAACGGAAAAUAAUGAGCAGCGAGAAGAGAUCAUUCGCCUUAAGCAAGAGAAAAGCUGCCUGCAUGACGAAUUGGCUUUUACUGUAGAGAGAGAAAAGAGGAAAGAUGAGUUACUGGAUAUUGCAAAGUCAAAACAAGAACGUACAAAUUCAGAACUGCAUAAUUUGAGACAGAUUUAUGUAAAACAACAGAGUGAUCUCCAGUUUCUUAAUUUCAAUGUGGAAAAUUCUCAGGAAUUAAUUCAGAUAUAUGAUUCAAAGAUUGAGGAAUCGAAAGCCCUGACAUCCAGCAGAGACAUGUGUUUAUCAGACCUUGACAAUAACCACCUAAAAGUCGAUGCUAAGAGGGAGAAAAGUCAGAAGUCACUGGUUAAGGACCCAAAAUUUGAGACCACAUUGGCUCAGCAAAAUAGGCCAGACAAGAUUUCUUGUGAGGUAUGCAAAGGGAAGAAACUACAGAUUAAUACUGAAUCUGGGGAAAAAAAUAUAAUUGCUUUAUCAUCUCUGUUUACAAAAGACUUAAUGGAAAAACAAAAGUCUUGGUCUCUGGGUGGAAAAAUCCAGAGUGAACCCGAAAACAAAAUCACAUUGUGCAAGAUCCAUGAAACAUCAUCAAAAGGUGGUGGAAUUAGGUUUCAGAAUGAAGAGAAGCAGCUCUGGGAAAGUUCAGCAUCUUUACCUGAUGAAAAGCAGUGGCAUGAUGUCAGUGUUUACCUGGGCCUGACCGACUGCUCUGAUGCAAAGCCACCUGAAAAGCUGGAUGUGGACUGUCAUGACUUGAUGGAAAAGUCUGAGAUGUCAUGUGGCCCCAGGAAUGAAGGAUGUCAGAGUGACAGUGACCUGUAUGAAUCCAAGUGCUGCCACCCGAGUAACUUCAUAAUCGAAGCCCCAGGCCACAUGUCUGAUAUGGAGUGGAUGAGCAUUUUCAAGCCUUCUAAAGUGCAAAGAAUUGUUCGCCACAAAUCUGUGUGUACUUGUUCAGGAAGUGUCAGUGCAACAAAAUAUAACUCCUCAGCAAGUGAGCUAAUUGCCAUCCAACAUUCCCACUGUUUGAGUUCUUCAAAGUCUGCCCUAAGAGAGGAUGAGACAGAGGCCCCUCCUGAUAAAAAUAAUUUAUCCAAGGGUUUGUUAAUCAACAAAGAAGCAGCUUUGUCCAGCAAAAAGGAAGACUUCUCACCCACAAGUAAGCUUCAGCGAUUGCUGGCAGAAUCUCGGCAGAUGGUCACGGAUCUGGAGCUGAGCACACUGUUGCCCAUCAGCUGUGAGAAUUUCGACAGCAGUACCAGAAGUAACUUAGAAGUCUCAGAAGAGUCAGAUCAAAAGAAUACCUUUGUCAGUCAUUGAAAAAAACAAAGUCAACUUGAAUAUUCAUUGUUAUCUUGGCGCCAGAUUUCUCAUCUAUAUGGAGGGCAGAAAGCAGACAUCAAUGUGACUUCACCUUAGAACAAGAGAUGACUGUGAUCCUUCACAGGCAGCAUUUAACACCAAAGCGGAGCAGAAACUAAAAGUUUAUUUUUUAAAACAUCUGUUGUUUUCAGUUAACCAUUUUCAUGUCUAAGAAAUAUUUCCAUUUGUAAGCAGUGAGGCCUUAUUGUAUGUACACGGAGUUGGAAUUAUGCUAAAAAGGAAAAAGUUCUCUGUAAAGGUGCAGGCUGUAGCUGGGCACUGGAGACUCUUCACAUGGGAGGUCAGGUGAGCACCUGCGUGUAGAUGCCACCUUACCACCUGCUUUCCUAAAACCUGAACAUCAGAGUCAGCUCCAGAUAUAUGAGGAAUAAUUUUCUCUUCUCAUACAAUUUUAACGCUGGGCUUUUCUGUGUUAACAGACAUGAGAUGAUAUGAUAUAAAAUGUUUUUAAGGGAAAAUAUCACCUUGGAGGCUGACAGGUGAGGUCCAUCUGUCCUAAGCCAGCAGAGCCCCGUCCUGUCUGGGUCCGUAACUCAAACAAAAGCUUGCUGGAAAACCAAGUUUCAUAUGAAUUUUUUUUAUAUUAAAGGACUAAAACACUUCCAUUUUAA